This is a messenger RNA of Pygocentrus nattereri (red-bellied piranha), 4148 nucleotides long. RefSeq names its product FXYD domain containing ion transport regulator 7 (gene fxyd7). The record is from RefSeq and is a predicted model, not a curated record. Gene Ontology annotation, molecular function: sodium channel regulator activity. The coding region runs from base 123 to 341 and encodes 72 amino acids. The transcript is spliced from 6 exons. Gene Ontology annotation, biological process: regulation of sodium ion transmembrane transporter activity. Gene Ontology annotation, cellular component: membrane. NCBI's taxonomy places the organism in Eukaryota, Metazoa, Chordata, Actinopteri, Characiformes, Serrasalmidae.
GCUUGCAUAUGAAGAGCAGAUGCGCUUCUCCUCUCCUCCGCCCCGCUCCUCAGACAAGCACCGACUCCCACAGAAGACAGAGAAACUGAGGAGAAGCCCAUCCCGGACACAGCACCGCAGUCAUGGCGACUUCAGAAGAGUCACUGUGGGUGGAUCAGAGUGCCUUUGAAUAUGACUAUGAGACGUUGCGAACCACGGGGGUCAUUCUGGCAGUGGUGAUGUUUGUAGGUGGGAUCCUCAUAGCCCUGAGUAAAAAGUUCAAAUGCUCAAAAUCAUCCAAUUCAAGUCCAGUGGAAGGUCCUCAGCCCCCAACGACAGAAGUUCCUUCUCAGACCGUAUAGAGGUGUCCAUCUACCAGAGCAGACAGGAGAGAAGCUGAUAUACCCCAGACUGCUUAUAAGAACAUGUGGAAGAGCUGCAUGUGAAUAUCCACUUUUUUCUACACUGGACUCCGAAAUUUUCAUCCUUCUGUUUUCUUUGUAGGUCUCAUCCUGUAAGUCCAGUUCGGGUGGGUCUUUAUGCUUUCUGACCUUUUCUGCAGGUCUGUCAUUGUUGGCCUUUGGUUAUUUAUUUGGGUCAUUUUACCUGAGACUGUACACUCACCAUUCACUUCAUUAGGACCUCACAUCGUGGUUCUACUCACUGGUCACUUUAUAAGGUCCACCAGCUUUGUAGCUCCAUUACAUAGACGUGCAAUUCUAAUUUGUUAGUUUCUAACCAGAGGACCACUGUUGACCAGAUAUUACUUGAGUGGUGGACCGUUUUCAGCACAGCAGUGUUACUGGGGUUUUUACACACCAGUGUCCCUGCUAGGUUGAGAGAAGUCUGCCAGCCAAAAAUAUUCAGCCUGGAGUGGCUCUAUGGUCAGAAACUGACCAGUUAUGAGGGGCUGGAGAAGGGGUGCUUUGCUCUAAGCUCUGCAGGGUGGUAGAUCUCCAGGACCAAGACUGGACACCCCUGGCUAAAGUUGGCUAACACAGACAACGCUUCGACAAAUGGGCUAAAGCCUCUAAGACCCCGUUUACACCUGGUCGUUUCAUGCAAUUAGUAUCUGGAGUGCAAGCUUUCAUGAUUUUGACCACAUUUAUGAUUUUUACUCAAAUGUGUCGGUUAGCCAGACUGAAAUUUGAUCAUUAUAUGCCAAGCUAAUCUGCUCAUUUGCUUCAGUCGCCUGUGGUGUUCCUAAUUUUUUUCCAGUUCUAUUCAAAAGAUGGCUGAAAAUCAGUUUUGCAUGGUGUUUUUGAACUGUGAGUAACAGGCAAAGAAAGAAGAUCUUCACAGAGGUAGGUGUCAAAUAGGCCUCUGAAAUCAUGUAGUCAUUCUAUAUUCCAUAUUAGGCCUAAACUGGUUUUCUCUAUGACGGAAAUGAACGGCGUUUUGGAAAAUUGUAAACUAAAAUCCUGAUCCAUUUUGCCCUAUGGACAUUAUUCCUCUGGAAGUUGCUGGAUUCUCUGAAUUGCAGGGUCAUUCCUGUAGGCAAGCUAACACUGCUGUGCACUGAACUUGCAUCCUAAGACUGCCCUGCUGAAAAAUGACCGUUAGGAUUAAAACCUGGUUUUGCUUUUUAAUGUAGUCCUGUUUUAAUUGAUGUUUUGGGGGAGAAAUGUGUCUUAAAACCCCUCCUUCUUUGAAUUGUGAAUUCACAUCCUCACCUUCCGUUCCUGUUCACAAUUCCCACCACCACCACCACAUCUCCUGUUACUCAGUCCUACAUCAGUCCUACUACAGCUAGAAGGGGGUUCUGGCCUUCUAGCUACAGGCAGAAGGCCACCACCGUGCAGCAUUUUAGCAUCAUAUUUUGACUGUUAAAUGAACCCGUAAUCCAGAGGAUUCAGUGAUACUUUGGGGGUGUACACAGGACAGAACAUAUCGAUUAUGGGGCAAUUUACUUCACCACUGUUGCAACAGUGAUUUUUAUUUUUUAAUUUUUUUGAAAAAAAACAUUUUGUUCUCGUCAUAGAUAAAACUUGCUUCAACCUGGAGUCCCUAAUAUGGGCAUGACGCUGACUACAGAAUGGCAGUCCACCUUCAGAUUCCUGCGGUUGGGAGAGAUGGAUGCAUCUUUGUUUGUCUGAAAAGCUUCUAAAACCACCUUGAAGUGUUUUUUAUUUAAAUCUGUUUUAAGUUAAUCUUGGGUGCAUUUACACCUGCACUUUUAUGUGGAUCAUCUCCAUAUAGAUAGAAUCCUGACUCAAGAUUCAAGUGACCAGGUGUAAACAGGGUCUAACUGUAGACCAGCAAGGUGGAUGUACAAGGUUGGGGUUUCUGAUAAAGUGGCCACAAGCAUAUAUAGCUGCACACAUGCAACUCAAAUAUAUUUAACGUUGCCAAAAAUCACGAUUGGCUGUCUGUGCGGCGUUUCAGCUCACUAGUGGUUAGUAAACGAAGCCUCGCACGUCUGUUCUACGUCCUUUAUUCCCCACUUCCACUCUCACUCGUUUCAUUACCUCUUCGGCAGCAUGAAUGUCAUCAUUGCUUACUGUAGUGUAAUUUUAAAAUCUAUAAUUUUGCCAUUCUGACAGCCUCACUUGAAAAGCUGUAUGAAAAAUGAAUGUAUGAAUACGCAAACGACGAACGCACAACCUCUUAGACUGCGAUGCUUCUAUCAUAGGCUUGUAUGAGCAUGUAAAACUGUAAACAGAAAAGUUUAUGCAGAGAAAUGUUGUGUAUCUUUAGGGCUGGUUUCGCAGACCUAGAUUAAGUCUAAGGGGGUUCAUACUGCACAUUUUGCUUGUUUACAUCAGGAGAGGUGUAGUUUUUGUAGUUUUAUGCAUCAAGGCUCACCAAUCAGAUCAAAGGUAAAGCAGGCCUUCAGUGACCGUUGUAAUGGAGGAGAGAUCAGUGCUGAAGUCACUAGCUGGUUUCCAUUCAAGCACCAAUUUUAAGGGAAUUUUCUAUAGGUUGGUAAAAGAAAAUGUAGAUUAAUUAGCGUUUCCGUCAACUAUGGUUAUGUGCACAAUUCAGGAAUAUGACACAUCCUACAAGGGGUGCACUUCAUUUGCCUGUGCCGGGCUGAGAAACCCUCUUAAUCUGGGUCAAAUUGUUGUGUAGCAUAGCUACAAUCAGAAUAUGAAUGUUAGACUUAAGUGUAGAUGUUUUAGUGUCUCUUGUUUCUUCGAUAUUUGAUCUUAUUGAUCUUAUGACAGACAGACAGGUGUGUUUAUUGGAUGAGUUCUUUUGUGCAUGCAUAUGUUCACUCAUAUCAGAUAUAGGCUGCAUUAAAAAGGUAACGUGAGCCACCAAAUUUGGGCAGUAAAUAGGAUUUUACUGAACGUAGCUUUAGUUUAGCUCGUUUUUGUUAGCAGCACCCUUCUAAAAGGUUAGCUAGCUUGCACAGCUUAUUGACCAUUACAGUGCUAUGGUUGCUUAGCAACAGUGAUAUGCUCAGCCAGAAGUAAGCUUAGCCCCCCCCCCCCCACUUCCAGGUAAGACUUGAUUAAAUAGCAUUGCAUUUUAGUCCAAGAUUAGGCUUAAUCCAUGUCUACAGAACCAGCCCUAGUUUUUAAACCUAGUGUUGAUGACUACCAUAUUAUACAUCACUAAGUGAAACGACAGCACUACCGUUCAAAAGUUUAGAAUGACUUUGUUAGUUUAAACCAGUUUGUUGAAAAAGAUUCUGUUUAUAUGCCUAAAUUCAAAGAUUGCAUUAUCUUAAAUUAAACACGUGUCCUGAUGAUGAGCGGAGAUGUAGAUGAUUCAGAUCAUUUUGGAGAAAGCCGUAUAACGCAAAGAGUAAAAUUGUAAUAAACAAUGAAUACCUCAUUGUUUGGUAAUAAAUGGCAGGCAACUCUCAAGGCUGAUAGCCGGUCAAUGAUAUACUGUAACAGUAGACUUACAUUUUACAUUUACAGCAUUUAGCAGACGCUCUUAUCCAGAGCGACUUAAAAGAAGUGCUUUGUCAAUCUAGAGAAAGUAUCUUUGCUAGUUACCAAUAGCUUAGAGAAAAAGACAGUCCUGAGCUCAGAUACUGCUAGAAACAAGAUGUCACUGCAGACACCAACAGAAAAAGAAACCGAGUUGAGCGCAGAACUCUGUGCCAUUCAAUGCAAUAGAAUAACAAACAAUACAAUAAACUAUAAUACACAGUGCAGUACAGUAAAAAUAAGUGCAGCUUAUAAUUCAGUGCUCAUUUAAGUGCUGUGUAAAGA